Oryzias latipes (Japanese medaka) is the source of this 2659-nucleotide messenger RNA. RefSeq names its product immunoglobulin-like domain-containing receptor 1. The record is from RefSeq and is a predicted model, not a curated record. Gene Ontology annotation, cellular component: plasma membrane. Gene Ontology annotation, molecular function: high-density lipoprotein particle receptor activity. NCBI's taxonomy places the organism in Eukaryota, Metazoa, Chordata, Actinopteri, Beloniformes, Adrianichthyidae.
UAUCUACCUGUCUACGUCAUCUACUGAGAGCGCACCUGUUUCGGGGUGUGGCCUGAAUUAAGAGAGUUUGCCUCCGGAAGGACAGUCUGGUCACCGAAGCGCUCGGGAUUUACAGAGAUGAUCGACUGAGUUUAGCCUAGAAUAUAGGUCACUGGUGCAGAUUAGUCUAAUUUCUGCUUUAGGUUUUACUCUAAGGUUUUUAUUUUAUUUAGUUCGUCAUUUGUUUAUUAUUUCACCUCUAAUAAACCUGGAGCUGGAGACACUUGGUCUUCAUCAUCAUCAUGGGGAGACUUCUUGUCGCAGUCUUCAUCGUGUCGCUUUUGAGAGAGUCUGUUUGCGUUCAGGUGGUUGUUUCUAAGACUGAGUACAGCACAACUCUUUUUGCCUCAGUGACACUCCGCUGUGACUACUCCACGUCUGCAAACAUCCAGGAUAUCCUCGUCACAUGGAGGUUCAAGUCCUUCUGCCAAGACCCUGUGCUGAAUUACUACUCCACAGCGUACCAGUCUGCCCUGCAGCUGGGACAGGACCCUUCAAAUGACUGUCCAGAUCGUCAAAGGACUAUACGCACUGUGGUCCAGAAGAAAGGAGGAAAUGAGGCCAUACUGGGUGGAGAAUACGUGAACCGCAAAAUAACGAUUCAAAACAAGGCAGACCUGGUGAUCAGCGAGGUGAUGUGGUGGGACAACGGUGUUUACCUUUGCUCUGUUGAUGCUGCUGGAGACACCUCCGGGAACCCCGUUCAAGAGGUCAAGCUUAUUGUUUACAAUUGGUUGACCGUCUUGCUCAUCAUCAUCGGCGCCUUCCUCCUGAUAUUGCUGUUUGGCAUUUGCUGCUGCCAGUGCUGCCCUCAGAAGUGCUGCUGCUACGUCCGCUGUCCCUGCUGCCCCCAGAAAUGCUGCUGUCCUGAAAAAGCAAUGAUGGAGCAUCGUAUGAUGAAGGAGGCCAAACAAGCAUGGCAGAAUGGACAAGUAUAUAUGCCACUAAGCCAUGUUUCGUCUCAGAUGAACCCAGCGCUCUAUGGAGGAUCAGUUACAGGGAACAGCAACCCUAUGAAGCCAAUGCCCCUCCCAGCCCCCUAUUCACCUUACAGCUUUCCUCCCCCGAGUGUCCAAGGCAACCACCCACCUGGAAAUCAUAUGAUCGAUUACUUGGAGAACCAAGUCCGAGGGCUGGAUUUGACAAGUCCUCUAAUGCAGUCCCAACCAGCUCCACCCCCCCACAUGCAGCAGAUGCCACCCCCUCCCCAACAAAUGCCCAUCAACAUUCCAUAUUCUCCCGGCCCUCCCAGCAUGAUCUCUGCCCUUGAUGAACCUCCAAGGGAGCGUCGCAUCAUCACACUUCCACCAAUAAGAGAGCAGCCGCAAGGAAGAGGCCCACCUCCAGCACCCAAAACCCGCCCUCCCAGCUCCAGCGAAAGCAAUCGCAGUGGUUAUAGUCGACGUGAUGAGAGGGGAGGAGCUGACAGACGUUACCCCUCACCAAGCAGAUCAAGAGGACUGCCCCGGAGCUACAGCGAAGAGUCACUGGAUGGGAGGAGCCGAGGUAGAUCACGAGGAGGCAUGAACCCUCCUCGCUCGCGCUCCAGGGAUGACUUGUUUGACAGCAGGUCUAGAGAUAACUACUCUCCUCCAGCAUCCCGGCGCUCCCGAGGAUCCUUUAGCUCAGACGAAGAGACCAGCAGCAGAGGAAGACGGGGAGGUGGAGGCUGGACUGAGUAUGAGCCUGGACAAAAACCAGGACCAAGGAGGAAUGAUCCAUACUCUGACAAGAGCUCUCGCGGUGGCACAAGCAUCGUCAUCUGAGCCUUCCAGCUGUGGAACGCCCUGUGACCUUUGUUUUGGAGAACAUGCACAACUUAGAAACCCUUGUUAGCCGUCAACUGGAGAUUUUACCCAUUUUUAUCUUUUAAAAGGAGUCAUGUAAAUACUUUUUUAGCCCUUUUUAAAGGAUAAAAAUAAAAUGAUUUAAACUUUAUUAAAAUGAGAGACUGACAAUUCAAGGAUAUACUUUUUUUAGUAUCUGACAAGUUACAGGAAUACACUCCGUCUCCUGAUUCGUCUGAAAGUAUUUUGCACUUCUAGGAUGGCCUUGGUGUUACUAUUAUCUCUGUGUGGUUAAAGGCAUGGCGUUUAUUAUCAAAUACAAGUCAUUUUAAUGUAACAAGGUUUUAAAAUGCAAAAGGCUAAGAAGAGCUCAGGUUUUUCUUUUAUUUUUAUUUAACUAAACUGUUACAUCAGAGCAAAUAAAGAUGCAGUGAUUGGAAAAACUUUAUGUACUUUUCAGGAAUGAGUUGUAAAUAACAUUAUCCAGUAAGAACUGUGGGAUUUUUGUUUGUUUUUCUUGCAUCAAUUUAAUGAAGGACAAAGUGAAACAUUCAACUGGUGUUUAUUUACUGUUGCAUGUUUUAAAUUAAUGUGAAAAUUCUCAAAUAAGGUAUCAUUGUUUGGUUUCUACCAAUGUACAGAAAACAAAGUCGUCAUUUUGCUUUAAAAUUAUGCCUAAAACAAAUUUGAAAUGCAAAACUCACAGUUUUCUAUAACGUUCUUCAUUGAUGCUUUUUCCAAAACUAAUUAUAUAUUUUUUUUUUUUGCUUUGCUUAAAGGCUGUACAGAGAGUCUGGAAUUAUUAUUUUCAUUAAACUUUACAUUUUAAGGUA